Messenger RNA from Salvia miltiorrhiza (redroot sage), 4147 nucleotides. RefSeq lists its product as uncharacterized. Bases 1286 to 4039 code for a protein of 917 amino acids. The transcript has 5 exons. Lineage: Eukaryota; Viridiplantae; Streptophyta; Magnoliopsida; Lamiales; Lamiaceae. The record is from RefSeq and is a predicted model, not a curated record.
GUUUAGUUCAUCUCCUUCGGCAACAGACUACAACUUUUGUUCCUUCCCUUUGAAGUAAUCAGAUCCCGUGGCAGUGGACUACAAAACUCUUCUUGGAAUAGAAUUCUUCUUCGUCUCGAACUCAUCUGCGUUUCCAACUCCAGCUCAUAUGUAUAUCCUGAUUUCAAUACUUAUCCAGCCAAUAUUGGGUUGCUUUGAACAAUAAAAUGAGCAUAUCCGUAAAGAAAAACUCUAUCUUAUGGAAUUUUUUCAUAGGCUGCCAGAUUACUUUCAGGAGAUAAAUUUUCAGACUUCUACUUGACAUAGGAAUCUAGCAUUAUAUAUAGAGUGCUAAAAUCCAGAUUUGUUUUCGUACUCAGACGAAAAUCAGCGUCCUAAACAUUCUUCUCGUUGUUCCCUUUGUUUGGUGUUGAAGUGUUGUUCCCUUUGUUUGGUGUUGAAGUCUUGGGAGUUGUUUGAUUAGAAUAAGAGCUUGAGAUCGAUCAUCAUCCUUCAUAGUUGCUUGAAAUCAGUUUUCUGCAUCCUGCCAGGUGUUCGAUGAAUUGUCUAUGAGACAAAAUUUCUCAUCUUCAAGCUUGUUUCUUAAUUUUUUUUUUGCUGCGUUUUUUUUUUACAACAGGAGCCUGGCGUUGACUGUUGCAUUCGGGAAUUGGAGACUUUGCACGCAUCAAUCUUGGAGCUUUGGUUGGCAUCUUUGGAGCUUUGCACCUAUCAAUCAAGGGGCUUUUCUUGGAGCUUUGGAGCUUUGCACCCAUCAAUCAAGGAGCUUUUCUUGGAGCUUUGGAGCUUUGCACCCAUCAAUCAAGGAGCUUUUCUUGGAGCUUUGGAGCUUUUCUUGGAGCUUUGGAGUUUUUGCACCCAUCAAUCAAGGAGCUUUUCUUGGAGCUUUGCACCCAUCAAUCAAGGCGCUUUUCUUGGAGCUUUGGAGCUUUUGCACCCAUCAAUCAAGGAGCUUGCUUGGAGUUUUUGGAGCUUUGGAGCUUUGGAGUUUUUGCACCCAUCAAUCAAGGAGCUUUUCUUGGAGCUUUGGAGCUUUGCACCCAUCAAUCAAGGAGCUUUUCUUGGAGCUUUGGAGCUUUGGAGCUUUUGCACCCAUCAAUCAAGGAGCUUGCUUGGAGUUUUUGGAGCUUUGGAGCUUUGGCACCCAUCAAUCAAGGAGCUUUGCUUGGAGUUUUUGGAGCUUUGGAGCUUUGGCACCCAUCAAUCAAGGAGCUUUGCUUGGAGUUUUUGGAGCUUUGCACCCAUUAAUCAAGGAGCUUUUUUUGGAGCUUUUGGAGACUUUAUCAUGGUUUUCUUCAUGGAUGUUUGUGUCUCCAAUCAAGAUUAUUUGGUUAUUUUGGACAACAAAGAGCAAUCAACUGACAAAGGAACGCGACUCAAAGUACACAAACCAUUGAUUGGUCAUUAUGCUAGAAGAUGGCCCAGAUUUACAAAUCCUUUACACAAAGCUAUGUGGACUCGGGAGGCUAGGCUAACCAAAACGACCACGGCUUGGACUUUGGAGGCGGCUCAUCAUCAACCAACUUACGAGGUGACUCCCUUAUUGACUUUGGGUCGACGGAUUGCCGAAGGGAACGCUAAGUGGAGGAAUGACAUGCAAUUUUUUGGAGAGUUUCGCUACAUCAAAGGAUAUUGGGAGUGGAGUGAAGAUGUCCUUAGCCGAUUUGCAAGCGAGCUUCGAACUGCCGGGAUUUAUGACCCUGUGUACGCUUCUCUCUUCACCUAUGAUCGCAACACCGAAGUGAUGAAGGCAUUUUGUGAAGCUUGGUGUCCGACAACCAACACAUUGUUAACUUUGAGCGGCGAACUGUCCAUUUCUUUGUGGGAUCUACAAUUCUUGUUCGGCCUUCCCGCCAUUGGCAGACUUUAUGACGAGGUGGUGCCUUGCACGAAGGAGCUUCUUGGCGUCACUCAGGAUGGGAGUCGAUUUGUUCCCGUGAGCUGCAAGUAUCUUCUCCACGCCUAUCAUGCUAUUGGUAAUGACAAUGGGAAGGCUCCAAGAUGCUCGGUCACAAUUGAGGAGUGGAUCAAGUUUUGGUCCAAGAAGAAGUCAAGGUAUCAACCACCUCCACCACGCAAGGAGAAGAAGUCGGUGCGGUCUAAAGCUACACACAAUCCUACCGGCGAGCUUCGAGCUCAUGAACCAUGGUCGUCUGUCGAGAAGGGUUUAUUUGUGAAGCUUAAGAUUGACGAGAGUUAUUGGGACGAGACUUACUUGGCGGCGUAUCUUGCUUGUUGGCUGUGCUCUUUCGUUCUUCCUGAAGGUGACGCCACAUUGAUUAGGCCGAGCACAUUUAAAAUGGCGUGCAUCAUGGCGUCUCAACAAAAGGUGGUUCUCACCGUUCCAGUCUUGGCUAGUAUCUUUCGAGGUUUAAACAAAAUUUCGGAUUCCGUGGAGCCUUUUCGACUUCGAGCAGCUUUUCCCGCCCACUUCGUCUACGCAUGGAUGGCUUAUUACUUCAAGAUCCAUUUUCCACUUGAACGAGACUCUUGCACUCCCAAGAUGGUUCAAUACUCGGGAGAAGGAGGUGCGAGAUUUUAUGACGAUGUGAAAGCUCGCAAGCAAAUUCGUAAAGGCGAUCAAGUUGCAUGGAGUUGCACGAUGUAUAGUUGGGACAAAGACAUCUCUUUCAUCGAUGAUGAGAAUGCAAAGGAGUCCGACUUUUGCUACUUUAUGGCUGUCCGUUCCAACUAUCUAACUCGGAGAUUAGAAGAUGGUUUUGUUGUUGAGCCUUAUAGUCCACAUCGCUUUAGUCGCCAAUUUGGGUUCUACCAAGUGAGGCCGGGUGUUCUUUCUCACAAUUUCCGAAAAGCUUCUUUGGAAGAAGGUCUUAAAUAUUGGGAUGCAACUGUGCUGCGUAAGUCUGCGUCCAAAGCUCUUCUCCCUUGCGUGCCUUUGACCGUGAAAAAGCUUUCAAGUGCGGAUUACAAAGAUUGGCGGAGUCAAGUGUAUAAACGCUCAUUUGAACAAAACGUGAUACAAGUUCCGCCAAAAACAAAUGGUGUUUCGAAGAAUCGAGACAAGGCCGACCAACUUGUUCCUCCCAAGGAAAAACGUAAAGUGGAUGCGGCUCCCUUGGGUGGCGUCAAUAGUAGCAGCGGUGAGCGUCAUUGGAAAAGGAAACGUGUCGAGCCUGUGGAAUUUGUUGAUGAACAUUCUCAAGGUGAACAUCAUGAUUCGAGCAAGACUGUGACAAAGACGCAUGAGGAGGUUCUUGAGGUCGAAGAGCAAGUCCAAGGCGAUCGUCGCAAUCCUUCUUUUGUUGUAGAUGAGGCACGUGAAGAGGCUUUUGAUGUUGAUGCCGAGGAAAGUUCGCAGGAUAACUUUGAGUCUAUUGAGGGUGAUCAUUUGAAUGCAAUUCCUGUUCUUAAUGAGAAAGCAAGUGAUGCACCCACGACUAAAGUUGGAGCCAAGGUUGGAGCCAAGAUUGGAGCUAAGAUUGGAGCUAUCUCUGAAUUCAACAGCACGAGUAUUUUUUAUGCUCAAAUCAGAUUAUGCCUCAAAAAUAUUUGGGGUGUUCUCCGUGACAAGAUAGUAAGGAUGCCAGCACAACAUCUAUCAUCUAUCGAGGAGGAGGUACGAGUUGGCAUAUCUCGUAUGAAGGGGUUGUCACAAGACUUUGAUCUUUCUCAUCUUGAAGCUAGUAUUGACACACUUUUUAUCCGAGCUGCUACAUAUGACAAGGCAAGGUUGGCAUCUCAUGAGUUUGGGGCGAGUUCGGGGCAACAAUUUCGCAACAACAAGGCUCGCCUUCAUGAUGCUUGGGUUAAAGAAAAGGAAGAGAUUGCUCAAGUCAAAGAUAUUAAAAAGGAGCUUGCCGAGCUAAAGGAGCGGAAAGAUGCGUUGAUCAAAUCUUUGAGGGAUCAUAGUGAAGUGCUUCAAACAACUCGAGAUGAGAUCACGGGACUCAAUGGAGCAAUCGAAAAGUACAAGAAUUCUCCUCUUAUUGAUGAUGAGAUAGUGAAGAAAGAGAAGGAUUCAGAGCGUCUCUUGAUGGUUGCUCAAAAAUCAUUGGAAGAUCAAGACCCAUUUGCUUAGCUUUGUUUGGUUUAUUGCUACUUCUCUUUAUUUUUUGCACUUUCAUUUGGUUGUUUUGUCGUAGUAAACACUUAUGCAAUAAAGUAUUUGCCACAUUUGCUUUCUUCA